UUAUUGUCAUUGUUGUUAUUUAUCAUCAUCAGUAUCGUUACAAAGGCUCAGCUGGAAGGCCUGAAGUGCCCAUUAUACACACAGGGAAACGGAGGCCCAGAGAGAGGUCAAGGCUUGCACAGAGUUGCCCCUGGGGGAAGGAGGCAGGACUCUGACUCUGGCCUCAGUUUCCGCACCUGAGAAAUAGGCCACAUAAUUCUAGUGACCUCCUAGGGAAAGGGCAGUCAGGCCCUUGGGUGGGGCUUAGGCUUGACCACUGGCCACCUGAGCCACCUUGGAACUCUGGCCCCGAGUGCUUCGUUCUUCUCUGCCUUCUGUGUGUCACUGUGUCCACGAGUGCCUCCGAUGUCUUUCUGUGUUCCCACCCUCUACCACGCUGUUCCCAAUCCGUGCUUUGAGGGUACUCACUUGUCCUCCACCCUCUGCCCUCUGUCCUAUCUCCUGCCUGAUACCUGUAUUACCUCUCACCUGGCCCUCAAUGCCCCAGCCUCAUGACCCAGUCUUCCCGGACUGUCUGUGCUCCCAGCCAGCCUUGUCCCAUCACCCCAGCCUCAUAUGUGCACCUUCAGCGGCCCUGUUCCUCUGACACCCCCAUCCUGCUCCCGACAGGAACCUGCUGUACGUGUACCCGCACAGCCUCAACUUCAGCAGCCGCCAGGGCUCCGUGCGCAACCUUGCCGUGCGAGUGCAGUACAUGACAGGCGAGGACCCCAGCCAGGCCCUGCCGGUCAUCUUUGGCAAGUCCAGCUGCAGUGAAUUUACCCGCGAGGCCUUCACACCGGUGGUCUACCAUAACAAGUCCCCUGAGUUCUACGAGGAGUUCAAGCUGCAUCUUCCAGCCUGCGUGACAGAGAACCAUCACCUGCUGUUCACCUUCUACCACGUCAGCUGCCAGCCCCGGCCGGGCACUGCCCUGGAGACGCCCGUGGGCUUUACUUGGAUCCCACUGCUGCAGCAUGGGCGCCUGAGGACCGGCCCCUUCUGUCUCCCAGUGUCCGUGGACCAGCCGCCGCCCAGCUAUUCCGUGCUCACACCCGAUGUGGCGCUGCCGGGCAUGCGCUGGGUGGACAGUCACAAGGGCGUGUUCAGUGUGGAGCUCACGGCCGUGUCCUCUGUGCACCCCCAGGACCCCCACCUGGACAAAUUCUUCACCCUGGUGCAUGUCCUGGAGGAGGGGGCCUUCCCAUUCCGGCUCAAGGACGCUGUGCUGAGCGAGGGCAACGUGGAGCAGGAGCUGCGGGCCAGUCUUGCAGCACUGCGCCUGGCCAGCCCCGAACCCCUCGUGGCCUUCUCCCACCACGUGCUGGACAAGCUCGUGCGUCUGGUCGUCAGGCCCCCGAUCAUCAGUGGCCAGAUUGUGAACCUGGGCCGUGGAGCCUUUGAAGCAAUGGCCCAUGUAGUCAGCCUUGUCCACCGGAGCCUGGAGGCAGCCCAGGAUGCCCGCGGUCACUGCCCACAGCUGGCUGCCUACAUCCACUACGCAUUUCGCCUGCCUGGCACUGAGCCCAGCCUCCCGGAUGGGGCCCCUCCAGUGACAGUGCAGGCUGCCACACUGGCCCGUGGCUCUGGUCGCCCCAUAAGCCUCUACCUGGCGCGUUCCAAAAGCAUCAGCAGCAGCAACCCCGACCUCGCCGUGGCCCCUGGCUCUGUGGAUGACGAGGUUUCCCGCAUCCUGGCCAGCAAGGGCAUCGAUCGUUCACACUCCUGGGUGAAUUCCGCUUAUGCUCCAGGAGGCAGUAAGGCUGUGCUGCGGCGGGCACCCCCUUACUGUGGGGCCGACCCCAGACAGGCCAUCGACCGCACCUCUAGCCGAGCCUCCUCCUACCUCGAGGGUUCCUCCUCAGCCCCACCAGCCACCCAGCCGAGACCCACUGUGCAGAAGCUGCUUCACGAGGAGCUGGCUCUGCAGUGGGUGGUCAGCAGCAGUGCCGUACGCGAGGCCAUCCUCCAGCAUGCCUGGUUCUUCUUCCAGCUCAUGGUGAAGAGUAUGGCACUGCACCUGCUUCUUGGCCAGCGACUAGACACACCCCGCAAGCUGCGCUUCCCUGGGCGCUUCCUGGACGACAUCACUGCCCUGGUGGGCUCUGUGGGCCUGGAGGUCAUCACCCGUGUCCACAAGGAUGUGGAGCUGGCCGAGCGCCUCAAUGCCAGCCUGGCCUUCUUCCUCAGUGACCUUCUGUCCCUGGUGGACCGGGGCUUUGUCUUCAGCCUGGUCCGGGCCCACUACAAGCAGGUGGCCACGCGGCUCCAGUCGUCCCCUAAUCCAGCGGCCCUGCUGACCCUGCGCAUGGAAUUCACCCGCAUCCUAUGCAGCCAUGAGCACUACGUGACCCUCAACCUCCCCUGCUGCCCCCUGUCGCCCCCAGCCUCGCCCUCCCCCUCUGUGUCCUCCACCACGUCCCAGAGCUCCACCUUCUCCAGCCAAGCCCCGGACCCCAAGGUGACCAGCAUGUUCGAACUGAGUGGACCAUUCCGGCAGCAGCACUUCCUAGCUGGUCUCCUGCUGACAGAGCUGGCGCUGGCCCUUGAACCUGAGGCUGAGGGGGCAUUUCUGUUGCACAAGAAGGCCAUCAGUGCUGUGCACAGCCUGCUAUGUGGCCAUGACACUGAUCCCCGCUAUGCAGAGGCCACCGUGAAGGCUUGUGUGGCUGAGCUGUACCUGCCGCUGCUAUCGAUUGCACGGGACACCUUGCCACGGCUGCAUGACUUUGCUGAGGGUCCAGGUCAGCGGUCAAGACUGGCCUCAAUGCUUGACUCAGACACAGAAGGCGAAGGGGACAUUGCGGGUACCAUCAACCCCUCUGUGGCCAUGGCCAUUGCUGGUGGCCCCCUAGCCCCUGGCUCCCGGGCCAGCAUCUCCCAGGGGCCGCCAACGGCUUCUCGCGCAGGCUGUGCCCUCUCUGCUGAGUCAAGCCGGACCUUGCUGGCGUGCGUGCUGUGGGUGCUGAAAAAUGCCGAGCCGGCGCUCCUGCAGCGCUGGGCCACUGACCUGACACUCCCCCAGCUGGGACGUCUCUUGGACUUGCUGUACCUCUGCCUGGCUGCCUUCGAGUACAAGGGGAAAAAGGCCUUUGAACGCAUCAACAGCCUCACAUUCAAAAAAUCGCUGGAUAUGAAGGCACGUCUAGAGGAAGCCAUCCUAGGCACCAUCGGAGCUCGACAAGAAAUGGUUCGGCGAAGUCGUGAGAGGAGCCCAUUUGGGAAUCCAGAGAACGUGCGCUGGCGGAAGAGCGUCACACACUGGAAGCAAACCUCAGACCGCGUGGACAAGACCAAGGAUGAAAUGGAACACGAGGCCUUGGUGGAAGGGAACCUGGCAACUGAGGCAAGCCUAGUAGUUCUGGACACACUGGAGAUCAUCGUGCAGACGGUGAUGCUUUCAGAAGCCCGGGAGAGCGUCUUAGGGGCAGUGCUGAAGGUUGUGCUGUACAGCCUGGGCAGUGCCCAGAGUGCCCUCUUCUUGCAGCAUGGCCUGGCCACCCAGAGGGCCCUUGUGUCCAAGUUCCCGGAGCUGCUGUUUGAGGAGGACACGGAGCUGUGUGCUGACCUGUGCCUGAGGCUCCUACGACACUGUGGCAGCCGCAUCAGCACCAUCCGCACGCACGCCAGCGCCUCACUGUACCUGCUCAUGCGACAGAACUUCGAGAUCGGCCACAACUUUGCCCGUGUGAAGAUGCAGGUCACCAUGUCUCUCUCGUCCCUGGUGGGGACAACACAGAACUUCAGUGAAGAGCACUUGCGACGUUCACUCAAAACCAUCCUCACCUAUGCUGAGGAGGACGUGGGGCUGCGGGACAGCACCUUCGCGGAGCAGGUCCAGGACCUGAUGUUCAACCUGCACAUGAUCCUGACGGACACGGUGAAGAUGAAGGAACACCAGGAGGACCCUGAGAUGCUCAUCGACCUCAUGUACAGAAUUGCCCGGGGCUACCAGGGCUCACCAGACCUGCGGCUGACCUGGCUGCAGAACAUGGCCGGGAAGCACGCGGAGCUGGGCAACCAUGCCGAGGCCGCCCAGUGCAUGGUGCAUGCAGCCGCCCUCGUGGCUGAGUACCUCGCCCUGCUUGAGGACCACCGCCACCUGCCCGUGGGCUGUGUUUCCUUCCAGAACAUCUCAUCCAACGUGCUAGAGGAGUCCGCCAUCUCCGAUGACAUCCUGUCGCCCGACGAGGAGGGCUUCUGCUCCGGGAAGCACUUCACUGAGCUGGGGCUGGUAGGGUUGCUGGAACAGGCAGCCGGCUACUUCACCAUGGGUGGACUCUACGAGGCGGUGAAUGAGGUCUACAAGAACCUCAUCCCCAUCCUGGAAGCCCACCGUGACUACAAGAAGUUGGCCGCGGUGCACGGCAAACUGCAGGAGGCCUUCACCAAGAUCAUGCACCAGAGUUCCGGCUGGGAGCGCGUGUUCGGGACGUAUUUCCGCGUGGGCUUCUACGGCGCCCGCUUUGGCGACCUGGAUGAGCAGGAGUUUGUGUACAAGGAGCCAUCGAUCACGAAGCUGGCAGAGAUCUCACACCGGCUGGAGGAGUUCUACACGGAGAGAUUUGGCGACGACGUGGUUGAGAUUAUCAAAGACUCUAACCCUGUGGACAAGUCCAAGCUUGACGCACAGAAGGCCUACAUCCAGAUCACGUAUGUGGAACCGUACUUUGAUACCUACGAGCUCAAGGACCGGGUGACCUACUUUGACCGCAACUAUGGGCUUCGCACAUUCCUGUUCUGCACGCCCUUCACGCCAGAUGGGCGCGCACACGGGGAGCUGCCCGAGCAACACAAGCGUAAGACGCUGCUCAGCACCGACCACGCCUUCCCCUACAUCAAGACUCGCAUCCGUGUGUGCCACAGGGAGGAGACGGUGCUGACGCCAGUGGAGGUGGCUAUCGAGGACAUGCAGAAGAAAACACGGGAGCUGGCCUUCGCCACCGAGCAGGACCCACCAGAUGCUAAGAUGCUACAGAUGGUGCUUCAGGGCUCUGUGGGGCCCACCGUGAAUCAGGGUCCCCUGGAGGUGGCCCAAGUGUUUUUAGCAGAGAUCCCGGAAGACCCCAAGCUCUUCCGGCAUCACAACAAACUGCGGCUCUGCUUCAAGGACUUCUGCAAGAAAUGUGAAGAUGCGCUGCGGAAAAAUAAGGCCCUGAUUGGGCCGGACCAGAAGGAGUACCACCGCGAGCUAGAGCGCAACUACUGCCGCCUGCGGGAGGCUCUGCAGCCCCUGCUUACCCAGCGCCUGCCCCAGCUGCUGGCACCCACCCCACCUGGCCUCAGGAACUCCUUGAACAGAGCAAGUUUUCGAAAGGCAGACCUCUGAGCCCACAAGGACCAAAGCUGCACCUAGAAGAACCAGCACCCGGCCCUCAGCUAUCUGUGCUGCGAGGGGAGUCUCCCCUGGUGCCCACUGGGCCAUGGGGUGACCACAUUGUACUCGGUGCUGGGCCCUUUGCCCCUGUGUCCCCAUCUGUAUGCACUGAUGCUUUUUUAAUUUAAAAUGGUUUUAUAAGCAA
Molecule: messenger RNA, 5501 nt
Organism: Mandrillus leucophaeus (drill)
Lineage: Eukaryota; Metazoa; Chordata; Mammalia; Primates; Cercopithecidae
Gene: DOCK6
Product: dedicator of cytokinesis 6
Exons: 36
Coding region: 695-5308 (1537 amino acids)
Biological process (GO): positive regulation of GTPase activity; small GTPase-mediated signal transduction
Cellular component (GO): cytosol
Molecular function (GO): guanyl-nucleotide exchange factor activity
Source: RefSeq, a predicted model, not a curated record